This is a messenger RNA of Clonostachys rhizophaga, 1329 nucleotides long. The record is from the annotation of a GenBank genome assembly. Lineage: Eukaryota; Fungi; Ascomycota; Sordariomycetes; Hypocreales; Bionectriaceae.
AUGGAAGCUAUGAAUCGCACCAUAUCGUCAUCGCUGGGCACAGCCUUUGAGCAAAUCAAUCGCGUGACAGACACACUUGGCAUCCCACAGUCUGCCUUUGCCAGUCUUACCAACUUCACCUGGAAAUCAAAGAAGGGCGCCGCCGCCAUCAUUCUUGGUUACCUACUUCUCGUCCGUGCCUUGAGGUUCCGCCGCGAGAAUGCAGCCAAAAGAAAAUUCAAGUUUACGGAUCGGGCCAGCUUGGCUCGAAUGACCUCGGCGGAGGCUCAGCUCAUUCUCAAAUACCUUGCCACCCUUGAAAUGCCACAAUUGCAAUUCCUCAGCCUGCAGUUUGGGUUAUUUAAGACAUAUGGCGUUGAAUCUAUCAGCAAGUUACUCGUGGCCACACGGAACUUGGCUGAUCCCAAGAACAGCCCCAAAAGGUACGAAGACACUGCUGUCAUCAUCAACGAGUUCAUGGCCUGGGAUCCUUCCGCCGAGCGAACAGUAAAAGCAAUUGCACGAAUGAACUUUCUUCACUCCAAAUAUAUUGCAAGCGGGAAGAUCUCUAAUGAUGACCUACUAUAUACCCUAUCGGUCUUUGUCAUUGAGCCAGCUCGAUUUGCUGAGCGGUACGACUGGCGACCCUUUAAUGAUAUGGAAUAUUGUGCCCUUGGAGUCUUCUGGAAAAGCAUUGGUGAUGCAAUGGGCAUCAACUACCACGGCUCCCUCCCAGGUGCAGAGAAUGGGUGGAAGGAUGGAAUCCAAUUUGCAGAUGAGCUAACAGCCUGGGCCAACGCGUAUGAAAUUGCUCAGAUGAGGCCUAAUUCCCUUAGCCCAAAGCCAGCCCACGCACUUUUGCCCAUCAUUACAUACUGGAUCCCGUGGUUUGCUAAGCCUUUUGUGACGGAAUGUGUAUUGUCCCUCAUCAACACUCGUAUUCUGGAGGCGUUUAAGCUCCCGGAACCUAGCAUCACGGCAGUUGCCGUAACACACGGCGCUCUUGUUGCACGACGAUUCGUUAUUCGACAUUUGAUGCUCCCCCGCAUCUUUGAAAUCAAAAUACUUGGCGAGCAAGAUCCAUCCACCGGUCGUUAUCUUCUCCCCCAAUCGCAUGGGAAUUGGCCAUUUUAUGUCAAGCCAACUCUUUGGAACCGGUGGGGUCCAGUUGCCUGGGCGAUAAGGUUAUACGGAGGGUAUGUACCUGGAAAUAAGCCCGCCGAAUUCAUGCCUCAGGGAUAUACGUUUGAAGACGUAGGUCCUGUAAAUAGAGCGAACCAGGGAAAGGAGGAGAUGGAGGCGGACUUGAAGAGGCUAAGAGCAAGUAAACGGUCCGGGUGUCCCUUCUGA